Messenger RNA from Penicillium soppii, 945 nucleotides. RefSeq names its product signal recognition particle receptor subunit beta. The transcript has 2 exons. The record is from RefSeq and is a predicted model, not a curated record. NCBI's taxonomy places the organism in Eukaryota, Fungi, Ascomycota, Eurotiomycetes, Eurotiales, Aspergillaceae. Bases 1 to 945 code for a protein of 314 amino acids.
AUGUCGACUCAAGCCAACUGGCAUUCAGUCACUGGUAUUGCCACACUAUUACUCGAUGGAAACCUAAUUGCUAUCGCCAUCGCUAUUCUCUUCACAUUCGGUGUACCAAUUACCCUCCACAUCAUCUUUUUCCAAACCGUAGCAUCUCCGCCCUCAAGCAACUUUCUACUUUUGGGUCCCAGUGGAGCCGGCAAAACAGCUUUCGCUACAUUGCUCGAAGCCAAGUCCUCCCCCGCCUCCAACAAGUCGCACGCAACCCACACCUCCCAAAAAUCCACCUUGGUUACAGUAACCCUCCCACCGACCGUCCCCACUGGCUCAAACCGCUAUCGCUCCGUCAAUGAUCCCUCACUGAAAGAGGCCGUUCGCAACCCCAUCAGAUACCGUGUCUGUGAUACCCCUGGCCAUGGCAAGCUGCGCGUCUCACAGGGUCUCGCUGAGCUCCACACUAUGGCUAGUUCCAAGGAUGUUAUGACCAGACUGCGCGGUGUGAUCUUCAUGGUUGAUACCGCUGCCCUGGUGGAUGAGACUACACUCCGCGACACGGCAACCUACCUGCAUGACGUCCUUCUCGUUCUCCAGAAGCGCGCAAAGAACGGCUCCUCUAGUAAACGGACCACGGAGAUUCCUGUCUUGGUCGCUGCUAACAAGCAGGAUCUCUUUACCGCGCUGCCACCUGGUUCUGUGAGGGAGAAGUUGGAGGCGGAGAUUGAGCGCAUACGCUUGUCGAAGAACAAUGGCCUGCUGGAUGCUGCUGAUACCGGGUUGGAGGAUGAUGAGGAGAUUCUUGGGAAUGAUGAGAACGAGGCCUUCAGCUUUAAGCUGCUGGAGCAUGAAGUCGGCGUCAAAGUUGAGGUUGUUGGUGGUGCCGUGAAGGGUGACCAACAGGAGGAGUUUGGGUCUGGGGUUCGUCGCUGGGAAGAAUGGGUUGGUAUGUGUUUGUGA